GACGUUAUUGAUUUCAACUAGGGUGUAUAUGAAUGUGUCUUGGCCUAUGACUUAUUUUCUUCUUUCUUUCUUUCUUUCUUUCUAAUGAACAGGAGCUCUAUUGCCUUCCACUGGUUAACUGUGUGAUUUAUUUCCAACAGGUCAUUUAUUCAGUGGCGGCAACCAAAGGUGGGAAAUGGAAGCAGAGGAUUUCUUGGAGACCUUCAAUCCCUCAGGAGAGCCAGAGGUUACCUAUCUUCUGUAUGAAAUCCAGUGGGGGAACAGUCGCAGGGUAUGGAGAAACUGGUGUAGAAGCAUCCAUCCUGAACAUGCUGAAAUGAUCUUUUUGGAAAAUGAGGAGAUACACGACCGGCCACACAUCCCAUGCAAUAUCACUUGGUUCCUCACAUGGACCCCUUGUGGUGCAUGUGCCCAUGAUAUAAUUGAGUUCUUGGAUGAACGUCCUAAUGUGACCCUGGACAUACGAGCUUCACAGUUGUACCGGCCUCAUGACCGGCGCAAUCGGAGAGGCCUCAGAUACCUAGCUGAGGAAGGAGUUCAGAUAUCUAUCAUGGAUCUCUCUGAUUAUGACUAUUGCUGGGACACGUUUGUGGAUCACCAGGGGGAAAUGGUACAGUGGGAUUUUUCUGAUGAGAUAUGGUUUAAUUCCCAGCGGCUUCAAUCAAUCCUCAACCCUUUCUGAAUUGUCCAAGGCUUCUAUGGACAACCACACUCGCAGCAACUCAUUGUGAUUUCCUUCUACCUGCAUAAUCUUCUGAUAACUGUCUUGACUCAAUGGACAGAUUCCCUACACAGAUAUAUACUUUGUGUGGUUGCAAAUGUAGUUCAAUAAAUCACUGUUUUAUGGA
This is a messenger RNA of Sceloporus undulatus (fence lizard), 848 nucleotides long. RefSeq names its product C->U-editing enzyme APOBEC-1-like. Lineage: Eukaryota; Metazoa; Chordata; Lepidosauria; Squamata; Phrynosomatidae. The record is from RefSeq and is a predicted model, not a curated record. Bases 176 to 682 code for a protein of 168 amino acids. Gene Ontology annotation, molecular function: RNA binding; zinc ion binding; cytidine deaminase activity. Gene Ontology annotation, biological process: cytidine to uridine editing. The transcript is spliced from 4 exons. Gene Ontology annotation, cellular component: nucleus; cytoplasm.